This is a messenger RNA of Melampsora larici-populina 98AG31, 384 nucleotides long. RefSeq lists its product as uncharacterized. Bases 1 to 384 code for a protein of 127 amino acids. The transcript is spliced from 5 exons. The record is from RefSeq and is a predicted model, not a curated record. Lineage: Eukaryota; Fungi; Basidiomycota; Pucciniomycetes; Pucciniales; Melampsoraceae.
AUGUCCUUCAGAGCUUAUCUCACUAUCGUGGUGCUGUGUAUUACGAUGUGUUUCCUUACUAGUAUGAAGUCAGUCAAUGCUGUCGAUUGUCAAGGUGGAUACGAUACGGAUGACACCACAGCUUUUUGUACUGUGGAUGAACAGCAGAUUAACCUUCACCAUUGUGAUCCUGCUAGGUGUGGUCAUGAUAACGCUCGAUUUGUUUCAUGGAAAAAAUGUGUACCUUUUUAUAAACAAGAUGGUACUGCCGAAAGCACACAAAAUUGUGUGAGCUACGGUCAUUACGGCCCAAACCAUUACACUUGUACAAAUGCUAAUAAUGAAUAUUUCCUUUGCCCUCAUAAGUUGAAGGAUGCACCAUUCAUUUCAUGUAGCCGUUGCUAA